GAAAAGUCAAGCCAUCAAAACCUCAAAUAAAAAGAACUGAUUUGGAGUCAUGAACCAAUGUACACCUGCUUUCUUGGAAAUGGCAAGCCAUAGAAGAAAACUGAACAGACGAUGGUCUGCAAGUCUUUUGCUUUCUUCUAUCUUUUUCUUCUUGUGUUCCUCUCCUGUAUAUUGCUAUGCUGGAGACACUCUUAAGCAUGGCCAGCUUAUUGUUUUGAACAAAACUCUUGUCUCUGCCGGGGAAAAGUUUGAACUGAGAUUCUUUACCACUAGCAGCAUUAGCGCCACAGGCCCCCAAAGUUUCGUUGGAAUAUUCUAUCAUCAAUGGGAUCGAAAUUCAGCUGUAUGGGUUGCCAACCGGGACGACCCAUUGCCUUGGAAUUUCACUGGUUCUUUUGGAAUUGCAGACGAUGGAAACCUUAAGCUAUUGGACACCGCCGGGACAGAGUAUUUUUCUACGGGUCUUAAUAUUUCCUCCCCUACAAAUCGAACUCAUGUGAAGCUGAUGGAUUCUGGAAACCUGGUAUUAAGAGAUGAUGAUCACAUGGAGCAGAGUUUGUGGGAGAGCUUCGAAAAUCCAACCGAUACUUUUCUUCCAGGAAUGAAGAUGGAUGAAAACCUGGCAUUAACUUCAUGGAAAGGCAAAGAUGACCCUCGAAGUGGGCUAUACACGUUUACGCAAGAUCAACAAGGAGAAGGCCACUAUGUUGUCACAAAAAAACAAUUGGGAUUUUACUGGAAAAGUCAGAUGUCAGGUACGUUCUCGAGCUCGGAUGAAAUAAUUCGUUAUGACAUAGCCGACCUGUUAUCCAAUAAAUCCGAAUUUCAGAAAAAACCAAAUAUGCAGCUGCCGACUAAUCGAAGUUUAGAUUUCACAAGGCUGGUAAUGAAUAGCAGUGGGCAGUUAGAGUAUCUGACCUGGAAUGAGUUGGAACGCAAUUGGUCUAUACUAUGGUCGAAACCGGAAGACGAAUGUGGCAUUUAUAACUAUUGUGGGAAAUUCGGGAGCUGCAAUAUUAACAAUUGGCCUUUAUUAUGCAAAUGUUUGCCGGGGUUCAAGCCUACUAUCCCUGUUGAUUAUUGGGAGAAAAGAUAUUUUUCUGGUGGCUGCACCAGAAAUUCGGCAUCAACUGAUUUCAAUAUAUUUUUUAGCUUAAAGAUGAAGAAAGUGAGCGACACAGGUUUACAUUUCAAGGUAGCAGAUGAAACAGAAUGUCAAAAGGAGUAUUGCCUUAAAAAUAGGCAGUGCGUCGCUUAUUCAUAUCAGGAAGCUGGAAACAGCAUGCAAAGACGUGAUUCUACUGGUAGUGACAACAUUUGCUGGAUUUGGACCGAGGAUAUACAUAAUCUUCAAGAGGAGUAUCCGAACCAGGGUCAUAACCUCUCUGUGCGCGUAGCAAAAGCUGACAUAGAAUCAACUUCAAGGACUUGUAAGCCUUGUGGCACAUAUACGAUCCCCUAUCCCUUGAGCACGGGACAAGAUUGUGGUGACCCCAUGUACUUCAGUUUCGAUUGCAACAACUCAUUAGGCCAAGUUAGCUUCAAGGCACCCAGUGGCGCCCAUCGUGUUGUAAGCAUUGAUCCAAGUGGAAGAAACUUUGUCAUCCAAGUCAUUCAAGAAAAUCCUUACAGUAGAAAAUCAAGCAUAAUUCUGUGGCUCAAUAAGUCAUUGCCAUUUACUUUGAUCGACACUUUGAAUACUGAGGUAGGCAACUCCACUGAUCAAUUUGACGGCAGCUUGGAGGCUUCUAGAUCACAAAUGAAAAAUAAAGUCGGCCUACGGAUUAGUUGGGAGCCACCAAUGGAGCCAACCUGUAAUUCAUCCACGGACUGUAAGGAUUGGCCAAAUUCAACUUGCAAUGCAACAAGAGAAGGAAAGCUGAGGUGUCUUUGCCAUCCAAACUUCCUGUGGGAUGGCUCAAAUUUGAAUUGUACUAAAGUAGGUAAUUUUCCUAAGUCUUUAGAAGAGCCUUCGAAAGAGCCUUCAAAAGAUCAGCCUUCAACGAGAAAGAUUCGAUUGACCUUGAUUGUUGCGUUACUUCUUGCAUGUGUGACUGCUGUCGCUUGUAUCAUUAUUUACAUGUGGAUAAGAAAGAGGGUCAAGAGACAAGAAGUUAUAAGAAGUGAUAGAAGAGAUCGAGCACUUCGCCCAUUAGACAGUGAAAGGCAUGUCAUAGACUUGAUAGACUCAAUUGAGCCCAUGGAAGAAGAUGGAGAAGGCAUUGAAGUACCUUUUUUCGAUCUAGGAAGCAUACUAGCCGCUACAAAUAACUUCUCAGAUACAAACAAGCUCGGACAAGGAGGCUACGGACCUGUUUACAUGGUAAUCGUAGAAGCAAAAAUUGGAGGUCAAGAAAUUGCUGUAAAGAGGCUCUUAAGUGUAUCAGGACAAGGCUUACAGGAAUUUAAAAAUGAGGUGGUGUUGAUUUCAAAACUCCAACACAGGAAUCUUGUUAGACUUCGAGGAUAUUGCAUAAAGGGAGAUGAAAAGAUUUUACUCUAUGAGUACAUGCCCAACAAAAGUUUGGACUUAUUUAUAUUUGAUCAAAAUCUGAGCAUGCUUUUGGACUGGAAGAUUCGCUUCAACAUUAUCUUGGGAAUAGCUAGAGGACUUCUAUAUCUUCACCAAGACUCCAGAUUGAGGAUCAUCCACAGAGAUCUGAAAACUAGCAACAUUCUUUUAGACAAGGAGAUGAACCCCAAAAUAUCUGACUUUGGCUUGGCAAGGAUUGUCGCAGGAAAAGAUACUGGGGAUAACACAACCCGAGUAGCUGGAACUUAUGGCUAUAUGGCUCCGGAGUAUGCAUUAGAUGGACUUUUCUCGGUCAAAUCCGAUGUUUAUAGUUUUGGUGUAAUUCUUCUUGAGAUUAUUAGUGGAAAAAAGAACACAGGAUUUUAUCGGUCAGAAGAAGCCAUGAGUCUUAUAGCUUAUGCAUGGAGAUUGUGGGUAGAAAACAAGAUGUUGGAUUUAAUGGACCAGAAUUUGCAUGAGAGUUGUGAUGUUGAUCAGUUGGUGAAAUGCGUUAAUAUUGCAUUUUUAUGCGUACAAGAAGACCCAAGUGACCGCCCCACCAUCUCAAAUAUUGUUACCAUGCUUGACAGUGAGACUGCAAUAGUUCCAACUCCGAAACAACCAGCUUUCAUUCUAACAAGAGGCAUUUUUAGCACAGUAAGUUCUUCUAGUCGACUAGAGACACAUACAGAAUUGACCAUUUGUCGAUCGGAGACAAAUACAGAAUGAUGUGGUGAUUGUGUUGUGCUUAUUGUGAUAAAUUUGUUUGAUAGUAUAGUUGGAAGAAUUGUCUAGCACUCUUUUGUUCUGCUGUUUCUAUGCAACUUACUAUGGUUUUAGCUGUAUUCUUGCUGGAAAUUUAGAACUGUCAAGCUUGGAGCAGCUCAGUUUGCAUAGCGCUGUGCCGAUUAGUAUGAAAUUGUGUUGCUUGAAGCAGCUUUGGUUUGAUAGUAUUGUUCUGACUGUCACGGAAUUCCAUGCUGAUGGAAAAAUCGGGAAUGUCACCAUGACAGCUAUAUUGAUGUUCAAGCAGUUGCCUUACUAUUGGUUUGAUUAUUGAUUACUACUGGAAUUUGGUUUGAUGGUAUUAUUCAAGCAGUUGGACUUUAAAUUGAUUGGUGUUAUAUAUUCUAGUCUGGUCUAUGACGUGUUUUAGGAGGUACUGAAGAUGCUUAGUAUAUUAUUGAAGAACCUUUUUGUUUGUAUUUUGGGAAUGCCCCUAUGCUAUUGUGAGAAUUUUCAGUCAAUAUAUUAGGGAUAUUCCGCUUU
Messenger RNA from Carya illinoinensis, 3781 nucleotides. Its product is annotated as G-type lectin S-receptor-like serine/threonine-protein kinase At4g03230. Bases 50 to 3241 code for a protein of 1063 amino acids. NCBI's taxonomy places the organism in Eukaryota, Viridiplantae, Streptophyta, Magnoliopsida, Fagales, Juglandaceae. Gene Ontology annotation, molecular function: ATP binding; protein kinase activity. Gene Ontology annotation, biological process: protein phosphorylation; recognition of pollen. The record is from RefSeq and is a predicted model, not a curated record. The transcript has 8 exons.